Candidula unifasciata is the source of this 1488-nucleotide messenger RNA. NCBI's taxonomy places the organism in Eukaryota, Metazoa, Mollusca, Gastropoda, Stylommatophora, Geomitridae. The record is from the annotation of a GenBank genome assembly.
AUGUUAACAAACUUCAUCCCAGACCUGAGCAUCCCCUUGGCUUUGUUGACAGUCAUCACAAUACUGUCUACAUACUGGCUAUGGACCAAAUCCCGACGUCCUUACACCAAAUACAACAUACCACCAUUCCCAGUUCCUGCUAAGUUUAUUUUUGGUCACAUGCUUAUGAUCAGAAGCAACAUUCGUCGAAGCUUAUCCGAAUGGCGAGAGAAGGUUGGUGAUAUCUUUAGUCUUGAUAUUGGAGGUCAGCAUAACAUUGUGGUCAAUGGAUAUGACAACAUAAAGGAGCUUCUGGUCAAACAUGCCGAUAAACUGCCUGACAUCCCUCGUACAUUUCGAAACGAUGUCAUUAAAGAAGAGAAUAAAGGGAUCCUUGGAGCUAGUGGUGCCAACUGGAAAGAACAGAGAACUGUUUCUCUGGCAAUCCUGCGGACAUUUGGCGUGGGCAAGAAUGUGCUGGCUGAGAGAAUUGAAGAAGAAGUUGAGGUUUAUAUUAAUAAACUAGCGAGCCUCAAGGGCCAGCCAGCUGACGUGAAGCUACUGACGAACAUUAGCGUUUCUAACGUGAUUUGUUCUAUCAUCAUUGGCAAACGCUUUGAUUAUGAUGAUCCUUAUUUUAUGACUUUCAUGGAACAUUUGAAUAAUACCGUUCGUUAUGGCUCAAAGAUGUCACUACUGAAGCUGUUUCCUUUUCUUUACUACACUCCUGGGGAUCCAUUCUAUGCCAAAAGAUGGGUUAAAAGUGUGCUGGCAACAAAUGAAAUGUUUGCUAAGGCUUACAUACAGGAAAUCAAGAAAUCUUUCAAUGAGGAGGAAGAACCGACCACAUUUAUUGCCGCUUACCUACAGGAGCUGAAGAAGAGGCAGGACAAAGGGGAACCAACAUUAAUGGAUGAAGCAAAUCUGGUGGCAAUCAUCAGGAACCUGUUUGCUGCAGGAACUGAAACCACAAGUACCACUACCUUGUGGUGUAUGCUGUACAUGCUGCAUAACCCAGAAAUACAAGAAAAGGUCUACCAGGAGAUCAUUGCAAACGUCGGCUCCGAACGACCCCCAAACAUGCACGACAAACAGAAGCUGACAUAUCUCAAUGCAGUUAUUCAAGAAACCCAACGACUGGCCAGUCUGGUGCCCAUUGCCAUUCCUCGAAUUGUCGGAACUACUUUUGAAUUUAACGGAUACACCUUGCCUAAAGGAAGUGUGAUAUUGCCCAUUUUAGAUUCAGUCUUACAUGACAAAAAAAUCUGGGGAGACCCAGAGAAUGGGGAUCUUUUACACCCUGAAGAACUUAUUCCAUUUUCAAUCGGGAGGAGAGUAUGUUUAGGAGAAGCACUAGCAAAAAUGGAACUGUUUCUCUUUUUGUCAUCUGUGCUUCAAAGAUUUCAACUUGUGCCUGCAGAUCAGACAAAUUUACCUUCACUGGAAGCCAUUAUUGGCAUCACUUGUAUGCCACAACCAUUCAAGAUCAAGUUUGUAGAGAGAAGAUAA